UCAUCGGGGCUGAGAUGGCGUGAGCUUGGCGCUCCGAUCCGAGAGAUGGGCUACGAUGCUGAGCCUGGAGAGGCCAAUUUCGAGCCAUGGGCGACGACGAACAUGGAUUAUGGGAAAUUCUAUAGCUUCUACAAGCCGGAUUUCGUCAAGCGGCCUUCGACAGUACACGCAGAUUGCGAGAAGAAAUAUGAUAUGCUCUUGAAAGAGCUCAUGGAGUGCAAGGCGCAGUUGGAUCAGCUUCGAGCUCACAACUCAGCUACUGAUGAUGGGCCUCCUUCGCAUCGAUCGGACGUGUCUUGCGAAGAACAAGAGCACCAGCAAAAUUCUAGAAAAGCUGCCUCCACUCCAUCUCCAAGGCUGUCGGAUCUACUAAAUGAAACAUCGACACAGCAGCAACAGGUCAACGCCACGGAAGCCACCAACAAGGAUUCCAAGAACAGAGUAACUAUCAAAUCUGCCAAGCACAAAGGGCCAUCAAGAAAUCUAUUGCUCAAGCAAGACGCAUUUGAUCGUUUGUCUCGUCCGAAGACUGCUCCAGCUCGUCAUCUAGAUUACUUGAGGAGCUCCCGAGGAAAACCCAAUCCGAUAAAGUAUGAUCAGUACAAGUAUUUCGGAAGAGGAAGCCAAGGCUCUAAGAAGGGCUGGGAAGAACAAGUUCCCCCCAUUAGAAACCAUGCAUUGCCACAAGUUCCACCUUUGAGGUUGCGCCGGCGGCCACAGUACUAAGGGAAACAAAUUUCUUGUUUCAGAUUCUCUGUAAAUCGCGGCAAUUUUUUUUUCAAUGUUUUUUAUUUGCGUAAGUGGUUAAUUUUUCACAUUUGUUAAGGUUUA
Molecule: messenger RNA, 831 nt
Organism: Selaginella moellendorffii
Lineage: Eukaryota; Viridiplantae; Streptophyta; Lycopodiopsida; Selaginellales; Selaginellaceae
Exons: 6
Coding region: 46-726 (226 amino acids)
Source: RefSeq, a predicted model, not a curated record